This is a messenger RNA of Drosophila eugracilis, 581 nucleotides long. RefSeq lists its product as uncharacterized. The record is from RefSeq and is a predicted model, not a curated record. NCBI's taxonomy places the organism in Eukaryota, Metazoa, Arthropoda, Insecta, Diptera, Drosophilidae. The transcript is spliced from 2 exons. Bases 64 to 555 code for a protein of 163 amino acids.
AUUUCAACGUGAAACAUACAAAAAGUGCAGCUCCAAAAAUAAGUAAAAUAAUCUUAAAGCACAAUGAGCAAGCCAUCCAAACUAUAUCAAUGGUUUAGACUGCGGAACAUGUCCGAGACAAAUAAUGUUAUAUCUCCGGAUGAAAGUGCUUCGCGUGAAGAAGGAGGCACGCCCAUGGCGUCAAUAGCCGAAAGUAAUGGGGGAACUCUUGAAAUGAACGAGGCUCCGCCUAUAUUAAUGGAAGUUGAUCAAGAGCCAGAGGUGCGUACAGAGCUGAACAACAACAUAUCAAGUGAAUCUCAUUUAAAUUUAAGGAAAUCCAAAAUCGGAAGGGUUCGGAAGCCGAAAAAGACUCAAGCCGAUCCACUUGUGAUUACAUGCCGCCGAUGCAGCACUUCUCUGAUGAUUUUACCAGAAAGCACUAAGUUCUUUACAUGCGCUGAGGUCAACGGUCGACUUUUUAAAGUUAACGAAGUCUCAGCCAAAACGGUAUUAGCGGCUAAAAAACCAAAGAAACGGCCGUCCCCAACAGGAAAGAAUUCUAAACAAGUUUGAAUAUUAAAGAUUAUUAUUGAACUUUA